Messenger RNA from Chaetomium globosum CBS 148.51, 1428 nucleotides. RefSeq lists its product as uncharacterized. NCBI's taxonomy places the organism in Eukaryota, Fungi, Ascomycota, Sordariomycetes, Sordariales, Chaetomiaceae. The transcript is spliced from 2 exons. Gene Ontology annotation, biological process: proteolysis. Gene Ontology annotation, molecular function: peptidase activity. Bases 1 to 1428 code for a protein of 475 amino acids. The record is from RefSeq and is a predicted model, not a curated record.
AUGGCUGCUAUCCAGGCCGCCCGACUCCUUAGCCAGCGGGCUUAUGUUCUCCCCGGUCAGCUCCUCGUCACUGAGCUCUUCUUCGAGGUGCCAAAGAACUACGCCCGUCCAGAAGCAGGUACCCUAAAGCUGUUCGGUCGCAGUGUCAGGAAGAAUGAGCGUCCCAUCAUCCCACUCUCGGCCUCGGACUUGGCAAGCAAGGAGAAGCUGCCCUAUCUCGCCUACCUCGAAGGCGGACCGGGCUUUGGAAACCGUACCCCGCAGACUCAUGCCCUGACCCAUGUUGCUCUCGGCCGUGGUUAUCAAGUGUUGUAUCUAGACUACCGCGGCACCGGGCUCAGCACACCCAUCAACGCUGACUCUGUCUUAUCACAAGGCAACCCCCAGGCGCAGGCCGACUACCUAAAGCUGUUCCGCGCCAAUAACAUUGUGCGUGACUUAGAAGCUGUUCGACUCUGCCUGACGGCGGACUUUGAAGAGGAAAAGAAAGCUUGGUCCAUCUUCGGCCAGUCCUUCGGCGGCUUCGUCAGUCUGACCUACCUCUCCAAAUAUCCCCAAAGCCUCAGGGAAGCCUUUCUGACGGGCGGCCUCGCCCCGGUCAAACGCACCGCCGACGAGGUCUACACCGCUACUUACAAAAAGCUCAUCGAGCGCAACGCCGCCUACUACAAGAAAUACCCCGAAGACAUCGCCGCCGUCCGCCGCAUCGCCGAACACAUCCAAUCCCAACCCCACACCCCCCUCCCAGCCGGCGGCAACCUCACCGUCCCCCUCUUCCUCACCCUCGGCCUCUCCUUCGGUGGUCACGGCGGGCUCGACGAGAUCCACUCCCUGAUCCUGCGACUCACCGCCGACCUCGACCAAGUCGGCCGCUUCACCUACACCGCCCUCGCCGAGUUCCAAGCACACAUCUCCUUCCCCACCCACCCCGUCUACGCCAUCCUCCACGAGGCCAUCUACAACACCAAGCGCACCGGCGCCCCGCCGUCCAACUGGGCCGCCCAGCGCGUCGGCCAGGCCCUCAAACCCUUCGCCUGGCUUGCUAACCCAACCACCUUCCUGCAGAACACCCCACCCACGGAGCCGCUAUACUUCUCGGGCGAGAUGGUGUACCCGUUCCACUUCGACGGCACGCUGGGGCGGGAGCUGGCGGUGCUGCGGGCGGCGGCCGACAUCCUGGCCGCGACCACCGAGUGGGACGAGGACCUGUACGACGAGGCGCAGCUGCGGCGGAACGAGGUGCCUGUGUAUGCCGUCAGUUAUGUCGAUGACAUGUAUGUGGAUUUUGAGCUGGCGAGGGAGACGGCGGCGUUGGUGAGGGGGAUUAAGGUCAGGGAGACGAAUGCGUGGUAUCAUGAUGCGGUGAGGUCCAAGGCCGAUGAGGUGUUUGGCACGCUGUUUAGGAUGAGGGAUGAUUGUAUUGACUGA